Rasamsonia emersonii CBS 393.64 is the source of this 1035-nucleotide messenger RNA. RefSeq lists its product as uncharacterized. The record is from RefSeq and is a predicted model, not a curated record. The transcript has 3 exons. NCBI's taxonomy places the organism in Eukaryota, Fungi, Ascomycota, Eurotiomycetes, Eurotiales, Trichocomaceae. Bases 1 to 1035 code for a protein of 344 amino acids.
AUGUCUGCCGAAGCGGUGACCCGCAAACGCGGCCGCCCGCGCAAGACGCCCGCCGAGAAGGCAGACGACGCGCCCUCCACUGCCGUCACCAGGAAGAAAGCAGCCGCCGCGAAAAAGCCGCUGGACAUCGACGAUAACCAGGCAGAUCCCACGAAAGAGCCACCCAGGGCAGCGUCUUCUGGACGGAACCGAGCAUCAAAGAAGACGAAGGCCUCUGAUUCAGCAGAAACGCAGGGAGCUGGCCAGGAGCAGUCGUCGAGUGCAGAAAAAGCGACGAGGGCGAAUUCGUCGCAAGACAGCACUGCAGCUUCUGCAGCAGGCUCAUCAUCGUCAUCAGCAUCAUCAACAUCAUCACAGAUCUUAACGGAGAUCGAGAAAAGGUGGAAGGCGAAGGACGAAAAGGUUCGCAAUCAAGAAAGUUCUCCUGCGGCGGAACUAUCGGAUCACCAGCCAGAAAUUCCCACCGACGAAGCAACUUCGUCCAAGGACAGAGAUCAGAAAGGGUCCAGACCAGACCUGGAGUUUCCAGAAUCAGAGCAGAAACCUGAAGGGGUUUCGAAUCGAAGGAUUGCGCCAGCAGCUGAGUCUGCUACAGCAGCUCCUUCAAAGAUCAUUGAGGCUCUUGCGGUCGAGACUGCAAGCAAUCCUGUCGUUUCCGCCACGACACCAGAAAUAAAAGCGUCAUCGGUUCUGUCUUCGUCCAUGGCGAACCAACAGCCCCAGGUUUCCAGUUCUGCUUCGACCGCUGGCGCUUCCAGCCAGAGUGGUCCCUCCAGUCAAAAACCCAAGGUCCUUAGCCCUCAAGAGAUCAAAGAAUUGGGCUCACGGCGAACUCCUCCGCCACGGCCAAAGGACAUCCGACAGACGCCAGAGUACAAGGCUGCUGCGAGGAGAUGGACCUCGACCAUCGUUGCUCUGCCGAUUUUGUUCUACACCAGCUGGGUUCUGUAUGAGCGAGUAUACGGGGGCAAAAAACCGAAGCAUCUGAUCGACAGGUCUCAACCUCCGGCACAAACGAAUGAAAGCGAAAAGUGA